CACACUAUAAGUAUAGUGGCUUACAUUUGAAAUGAGCUAGUCCUUUUAUAUUCAAAAGAACCCCCGCCCCCUCCCACCGACCAAGACCGGAGAGGAAAUGGAGGGAGGCGUAUCGUGCUGCGCCGCUCCGCACCCGUCUCCUGCCCGGAGUCAGAUGUCCCAAGGUUCUUCGUGCAGCACACUUGUGGGAGUUAAAUGCCUCGCAGACUGUAUAGAUAAAUGGAAUUUGUCGUGCAGAAUUAACGAAGCCUAAUUUAGAAAAUAUUUCUAAAGAUGUUAGAAACGAUUGUAUUGAUAAACAGUCGCAAUGGAAGCUCUAGACGCUCGAGCCGGGGAAGUUUGGGGGAAUACUACAGCUCGUGCUACCAAGUACGUGUCCAUUCGCGCGCUGGCUCGCUUUGUGGAUUGGUUAUAUGGUCAUACAGAUGACAGUCAUCGUGUGGUGCUCUUCACGCGAUCAUUUUUGAGCUUGAACAGACUAACAACGACACAAUUACUCAGUGGUUUGACCGAGUGCCUCUUACAAGUCCAAUCGACCUUAGUGUACGAACUACUAAGGACUGCAUGCGAUACCUUACUUCGAUGGAGCAGCGAGGUGUCUCGGGGAAAUCAACUUUUGGCAAUAUUCGCUCUGCGUUGGUGUAUUUGUACUCUAUGACAGAACUUCCUCGACUUUCGGACUUUGACACUCACAUGAGGAGAUUCUUCAAAGGACUUUACCAUACGGUAGCACAAGUAACCCAAGGCAGCAAUGAACGCCUUCUCGAGGGCAAGGAGUCCCUUUUCGUUCUCGAUGUACAGAGUUGUUGCAGAAGCACUGAUCCAGUCCAGCAAAAUAGGAUAUAUUCGGCAUAUCAUUUUUGUUGGGUUUUUUGUUUUGGAUUUUGAUGCGUCGAGCAAAAAGCACAGAAUCGAUUAGGCAUGCCCAUCUUUCGUGAAGUGAAGACUCGGUGGCUAUAACAUUUGCCCACAUGAAAAACGAUCGAGAUGAUAGUCGUCCCUGAGACCCUCGACACGUAUACGCCAACCCUCUAAUGCCCGAGAUCUGUCCUGUGUUAAGUUUUGGAAUGUAUUUUGCGGUUCUUGGAUUUGCUAGUAAUGGCAAGCUGUAUCCUGGUGGAAACCAAUAUAGUCGCUUUCUCAAGUUGCUAAAACGUGUAUUAGGCACACAGGUAGUCGAAGAUGU
Messenger RNA from Phytophthora nicotianae INRA-310, 1186 nucleotides. RefSeq lists its product as hypothetical. NCBI's taxonomy places the organism in Eukaryota, Oomycota, Peronosporomycetes, Peronosporales, Peronosporaceae. The transcript has a single exon. Bases 308 to 658 code for a protein of 116 amino acids. The record is from RefSeq and is a predicted model, not a curated record.